AUGGAGGUGUUGGUAGCUGCCCCAGACUCUGAGGCUCAGCCCGUUGAGUGCUCGUCGCCGACCCCGGCGGCCCGACCUCGACCCAACCCCAGCUACGGACCCAGCAACUCUGCCCGCCGUGCGAACCGCCACCGAGGAACGUCUCCGCAGGAGCCUUCCUUGAGUGGAAGCCCUUCCCGACCCAGCACCGCACCGACUCCCGAACUCAAGAGCCUCCUGACCUCCACGCCACGGUCAAACCGUCAGGCGUGCCCAAGUCAGGAUCCUAAGGGGGAAACCGCGUCACCAGUUACACGGCCCCGAAUGGAACACUCUCCAGCCAAGAGUCGGCUUCAGGAGCACUCGCCUCACUCGCCGACCAAGAACCUGCUCAGCACUCCCAGCACAUUGACGGCGAGUGCAAAGGCGUUGACUCCGAAAACGACCGUACCAAAGGACUACGCACGUUGCCGUGCCCGAUCACAAAGUCAGCCGAAACGUAUGGGGGACACCUAUGACCUGGCCCGCUUCACGGACGCUCAGAAGGAGAAUGAAACCUUCGACCGUGCCUUGAAGGAAAUCCAGGCAGGCCGCAAGACGUCCUGCUGGAUGUGGUUUGUGAUCCCUUCGCCUCCGCACAUGAAGAACAACAUCGAGCAUGGCAGCAGCCUGAACCGCAAGUACGCCAUCAGGUCCGACGAGGAAGGCCGGGCCUGGCUGAACUACGAGGCGGAUGGUGUGGACCUGCGUGCAAACUAUUUCGCCAUCCUCGAGGCCCUUUGCGAGCAUUUGGUGGCUGGGAAGGCAGCGCGUUCGGUGAUCGGCAGUUUUGACGAGCCCAAGCUUGCGAGCUCAAUUUUGUUCUUCGAGCGAUUAUCUCGCAGCGAAGACAACGAGCUAAACACCUUGCUCGUGAAGAUAGCAGGCCUCAUGGAGCUGCAGAUCACGUUGCGAUUUCAUCUCUACGUACCCGUAUGCGCCAUUAUGCACCCUUCCCUGAUCUUCCCAGCCUGCACGGUACCAUUUGCCCGGCUUGCCACCACCCAGAAUCACGCCUUCAUCGGCUAUUACCAGCUUUUCGCAGCUUGGCUGGAGAGGAUUUCACGAAGCUUCAUGCUGCGGACUUGCAUUGCCAUUGCAAUCAUCUGUGAAGCUCUCACAACUCCUGCCAGACAUGUGGUGCCUUUACACAGGCAGAGGGUGCCUGUGCAAGGAGAGGAUGAUCGAAUUUCGUACAAGAGCGUCUACUUUGGGUCCGUAACCGUGGGCUCUCCUGAGCAGAAGUUCGCAGUAGUUUUCGACACCGGGUCUGGUCAUGUCAUCAUUCCUUCGAGUGAGUGCCACAGCGAGACCUGCCGGAUCCACAACCGGUACAACAGAGAGGCUUCACCCGCCGCAGUUGACGUUGACUACGACGGAUCUCCGGUGCACGCAGGUUCCCCACGGGACCAGAUUACCGUGGCCUUCGGGACAGGGGAGGUAACGGGACAGUUCGUACAAGACAGGCUCUGCCUUGGAUCGCAUGGAGCUGCCCCCACUGCCCCGGCCAUCGCAGUGCCCUCCUACACAGAGCCGCUGCUGCUUGUUCAGUCUGGAGAAGCCGAGCUGGGAAGAACUCCGAGCGCACAAAAAGGCCAGACCAAGACCCUUGGCAAUGCAUCCAACGCGGUGCUUCUCAGCCAAGCCCUGAACUGCGUGGACCUCCGAGUAGUCAUGGCCACGGAGGCCGGCCGAGACAGCGCAACGAUGCCGGAAUCGCGGCAGGCACUCAUCCGUCUUACCAAGGAGAUCAAAAGCUCCAGGAGUUGGGAGACCGCUCUGCAGUUACUCCAAGAUGUGCUGCCGACGGUCUCUGUUGACCUCAUCGUGGUGUCGUCAGGCAUCGGAGCCUGCGCAAAGGGCCAGCAAUGGCGCCAAGCACUACGCGUUCUCGGCCUCGCCAGAGGGGCAGCCUUGGAGUCGGACCUCCAAAGCAUCAGUGCCACGAUCACGGCCUGCGAGAAGUCUGCUCGCUGGUCUCCCGCACUCCGCUGUAUGGAUUCCUUGCUUUGCGGACAAUUGGAGACGGAUGCUGUCGCGUUCAGUGCGGUGGUGAGUGCUUGUGGUCAGGGCAGUGCUUGGGCACGGGCUCUGUGCAUUUUUGCCACUGCAGCUUUGGGUGCCAUCGCGUGCAACUCCGCGAUCUCUGGCUGUGAGCGUGCCGGGCGGUGGCAACCUGCCCUAGAGACUCUUCAAAGCGGUUUUCACAGGAGACUCCCACCCACGAUUAUUGGAUUCAAUGCCGCGAUAAGCGCGUCGGACGAGGAUCAGUGGCAAAGGUCCUGCUCCCUCUUCACCUCGCUUCUUGAGGUUCCGCUGGUGCCCAGCAUCGUCAGUUUCGGUGCGGCUGCCUCUUCGCUUGCCGCCGCGCAUAGGUGGAGGAGAUCGCUUCAUGUUCUCGACCAGUUGAAGCACUGGGAGGUGCCUGCCAAUGUCGUAGUCUUCAAUGCCAUACUGAGUGCCCUGACAGCGGCGCGGAGGCCGGAGCUUGCAAGAAGUCUCCUGGGCGUCAUGCGCGGAAGGAGUAUCGCACCAACGGUGAUCAGCUACAACAGCGCAAUAGCCGCAUGCGAGUCUGUGGGAGCGUGGGAAGAGGCCUGGCAUUUGCUGAUGGAGAUGAAGAACAGGGGACUCCUUCCAGAUUUGAUCAGUUUCAACAGUGCCAUCAGCUGCUGCCAGCUGAGCGGCAACUGGCAAAUGGCCUCUCAUUUCUUGCUCUCCUUGCGAAAAGCGGAGCUUGCCCCAGACCUUGCCAGCUUUGGCGCAUUGAUUGGGGCUUGUGCUGGCGUCGGACAGUGGCAGCAGGCUUUGGCAUUUGUCUCUUCGAUGAAUAUGUACCAAUUGGUACCGAAUCUGUUGACGGUCAACUCCGUGGCAUCAGCAUUUGAGAAAGGCUGCCAGUGGCAGCGUGUGCUGCAGCUUUUGAUGUAUGACCGCGACCUCAUUACCUACAAUUGCGCGCUCCUCGCAUGCCAAAGAGCUGGCCAAUGGCGGGCAGCUGCGCAACUGCUGGCGACGAUGGAAGAGGCCCGUGUGCAGGCAGACCUGGUGAGUUUCAACACUGCCGGUCUCCUGUGUGAGCGACACGGUUGCUGGGAAUGGCUCGAGGUGUGCCUGGGUCGACUUGCAGACAUGCUGCAGCAGGAGUUGGUAAAGACGGUGAGGAUCUCCAAGAGUCGGGGGAUCCUUCUGAGGUUCAGCUUCUUCGGGAUGAUGGCCAAGCAAGUCGCCCUGGAGCAUCCCAGCUUCGGCGUGUUCUUGGCAGACACCGACGCGGAGGUCAGCGAGAUCUCCUUUGGCGGAUCUUCGGAGGACAAAGUGGCCUCUCCCAUGACUUGGGCGCCAGUGGCCUUGCCGGACCUCGGCUAUUGGCAGGUGGAGAUCAAGGCAAUCCGCAUCGGUGACAGGACUCUAGACUACUGUGCUGAUGGCCAGUGCCGAGCGGUUGUGGACACCGGCACCUCGCUUCUUGCAGUUCCAGAAGACUUUGCAGAUGGUCUGCAGGAGGCCCUUGAGCACGGGCUAGAGGAUCCGGACCAAGGUGAAUCCUUCAAAGUUCAGAGCUUGAAAGCACCGGGAACACAAAGCGUUUUCCACUUUCCACCGGGUUUAGCCGCCAUGACAGAGAUUCUCGGUGGCUUCGUGAAGGAUGCCUUUCCGGAGCUGUUUGUGGAGGGCCAGGUUGUCUCAGCAGAGCAGAGUUUCCAUAGAAGACUUGCUGAGUACGAGAUGAAUAUCGAGCAGCAGAAGCUGUUUCGCGAGGACUUGAGAGACCUUGUCGAGCUGACCGUUGGACGAAUGGAUGUUUACCAUCUGGUUGGCGCAUUGCUCCUGGAGUUUUGCAUCCAUUUUUACUGCGAGAACCGGAUGAUCGAGGAAGCCGGGGAGAGUCAGUCCAAAGCAUUCCUGGUGGUGUUUUUUCUUCUCUCCAACCUCAGUGCCUGCGGCUUCCUGAUCUUUUCCGUGUGGCUGUCCAUGCACGCUUCGGUGGCAUCUCACUCGAUCGGCGUGCGCUUGCUGACCAGCUUUGCGCGUCUCUCCAUCCCCACGCGCAAAGAGUUGGAGGAGGUGGCAAAGGUCCCCUUGGUGCCAAUGAUGGAGCGGUUCCGGCAGCUCGGGAAGCGACUAGGAGUGGCGCAGGGCCGAGCUGGCGAGGGGUCGUCUGGCGAUGGCGAUGGCUCCGAGUCUCGGGAGGCAGCAGUGGCGGCUGUUCGGCAGGAGACUGUAGACCUCGCAAGGGCUGCCGCCGGAUUGGGGGCCGUGGCGAGUGAUCUGGCCAUCCAGGAGGGGGCCAAGGCGUUGUCCGACAGGGAGUUUCACUUUCGUCGAUUCCUCAAGGAGCAGCGUCGAUGGCUGUUUUACGAUGCAUAUGCGCGGAUCUGCAUGGCCUUGGGUAUGAACCAGUUGCUCUGCGCACUGUCAUACUACAUCCUCGGAGCAAUCGCCGAGGAGACUCCCUCCGGUGCUGCAGUCUCUCUUUUCGGUGUUCAGUGCUUGGCUCUUCUUCUUUUGCGACUGGACGUCGCGGAAGGUCGUGUGCAGAGUUGGGGCGGAGUCAUAAUGGUGCUAGUUUGCAUGUCCUUCCCGCCCAUGUACAUGGGUGUACUGAUCCACUUCGUUGACGCGGCGUCCGUCAGGACAGUCGAGUUCCUGGCGCUCCCUGCGUUCAUCCUCCAUAGCAUGUGGAUGUUGCUCAUCGCAGCCUACCUUGUGCCUGGCAGCAUGGACGAGGGCUUGCCCAAGCAGCUGCGAACGGUUCUCUACUUGGACGUGUUGCACCUCGAUCAGACAGAAAUCGCCGACGAGAUAGCAGCGCAGCACCAGAAGGACAGUCUCGCCGGACUCCAGGAGGCCAAGAUGGGAUUGCAGCAGGCGAUGCGCACAAUCUUGGAGGAGGAGGCAUCUGAUGGCACAACCUCCAGCAGCCGCAGGAAGGGGGAAGAGCUUCUGGAGUUGGAGGUGCAACAGACGCAGAUUGCUGAAUGCGUGGUGCACGAUGGACUUUCCUGGCUGUACUCGUUGCUUUGUACACUUCUUGACACGGUACAAUAA
This is a messenger RNA of Symbiodinium sp. CCMP2456, 5070 nucleotides long. NCBI's taxonomy places the organism in Eukaryota, Dinophyceae, Suessiales, Symbiodiniaceae. The record is from the annotation of a GenBank genome assembly.